GCAGAAUGUGUGCUUGAUAACGUAUCUGCAUUAUUCGUCUAUUUGACGUGUAUCCAAUCGCAUGGACGUCGAUAAGAUCAUGUUUAUUCUAAGUACACCAUUUUCUUUUUUUUUUUUUAGUCUGUGCCUUUUCUCCUGUCGCUCUUUCAGUUGAUAAGUUUUUUUUGGCUUCCCAAAGGAUUCGAUAUUUCAGAUAUUGCUGACGUUUCACGGGCGGUGACAAGUAGUCGGAGCCCGUAACUAUUGUGGCGCAUCGCUUACUCCCUUUAUUCGUCUCUCUUCCUCUCUCUCUCUCUUGCUACGUUUACCAGAAGGAGAGAGAAAGAAUGUGAACGGGCGGGUGAGAAAGCGAGAAAAAGAUAGAACGAGGAACGAGUGAAAGAAGGAAAGCUUGUGAACGAAUAAACUGAAUGAGAAAGAGAGAGUAUAUUUUAACAGAGUAACGGAAUGAAAGGAAAGAGGACAGAGUUACCGAGCGAGUAGAAGAGAGGAAGAGUACCAUAUACGUAUGCGACGAAGAAAGAGAAUGACAGAAUUCGCGCGCGCGUACAGAGUACUCUAUCCGUCCUUAUCGGUUUCUUCCUUUCGCAGUCUUUAUGCACCGCUUUAACGGUUUCUCGUGAUUUUUCGAUAAUGCCAUUUCGCCGAAGGUUAUGAGGUAUUGGUUACAUAGAUAACUUUCGGGUGAUCAUGGCUAAUCGGGGUACAGCCCAGAGGCCAAAUGGUUCGACUCAAGGGAAGAUUUGUCAGUUUAAGCUGGUGCUGCUUGGAGAAUCUGCAGUUGGAAAGUCAAGCCUUGUUUUGAGGUUUGUUAAAGGACAGUUCCAUGAGUAUCAAGAAAGUACUAUUGGAGCUGCAUUUUUAACACAAACAGUAUGUUUGGAUGACACAACUGUCAAAUUUGAGAUUUGGGACACAGCAGGACAGGAGCGUUAUCACAGUCUUGCACCAAUGUAUUAUCGAGGUGCACAGGCUGCUAUUGUUGUGUAUGAUAUAACAAAUCAGGACACAUUUGUACGUGCCCAAACGUGGGUGAAGGAAUUGCAACGACAAGCCAGUCCAAGCAUAGUUAUAGCAUUAGCUGGGAAUAAAGCGGAUCUUGCUAAUAAAAGAGUUGUAGAAUUUGAUGAAGCUCAAUCAUACGCGGAUGAAAAUGGUCUUCUUUUUAUGGAAACUUCAGCAAAAACAGCAAUGAAUGUUAAUGAUAUAUUCCUGGCAAUCGCUAAGAAACUUCCAAAGAACGAGCAAUCGGGAAGCGCAAGUACAAGUGGGCAAGGUCGUCGAUUAGUCGAGACAGAAGGACAAAAGGCAGCAACUGGCAAUUGUUGCAAGUGAUUAUCCAAAUCUAUAUGUACCAUAAUCAACAAAUAUAAGUACACAAUGAGUGUGUCCACAAUGAAUUUGAAUGGAAUAUGAAACAAUGGGAAAAUGCCACUAUAUUGGAAUGGGAGGUAAACUGUGCAGGACGAACAUUUUGCCUGAGUGAUUAACUAAAAAAAAAAUGCGUGUAUCACGUUGCAUUCGACGAUAUAUUAUCUAUUUUGAGUAUCAGAUCUAUCGAAAUGAGAGAAAGAAAGGGAGAGAGUGAGACAUUAUGGUGAAGCUCCCAUUUGUAAUUCUAGUAGUAAUGGGCGAUGUUCGUUAUAAAUAUAUAUAUAUAAAUAUAUAAAUACGAUUAUACUAUAAAUCAUAUACAAUAAAUAUGAUUUAUAUAAUAAGUAAUGUUAAUGGUAAUAAGUAAUAAUGAUAAUAUUAAUGGUAAAUAAUAAUAACACGAUAAAUAAUAAUAACGUUAAUAUUAGUAACUAUAAUAUACAUUUAAAAUAUACAAUGUACGAUGAACUUUUGGCACGCGAAACGUCUUGUAAGAUAGUAGGCCAUUCCUGCUGCUAUAAUUACCUAUGUAUUUACUUUCUUAGUUUGUAAACAUGUAUAACAAAUUCUUGCUCCGAAAUAUAUUGUAUAUUAAUUUUAUUCGAUAAUUCACGAUAAAUUAUAGAUAAUUACACAAGAAGAAAAAAAAUAAUAAACUUGUGAAUAUUACUAACGAU
Messenger RNA from Hylaeus volcanicus, 2051 nucleotides. It is a transcript of the gene Rab5, whose product is annotated as ras-related protein Rab-5C. Gene Ontology annotation, molecular function: GTPase activity; GTP binding. The record is from RefSeq and is a predicted model, not a curated record. NCBI's taxonomy places the organism in Eukaryota, Metazoa, Arthropoda, Insecta, Hymenoptera, Colletidae. The coding region runs from base 691 to 1335 and encodes 214 amino acids. The transcript has 6 exons.